Molecule: messenger RNA, 2486 nt
Organism: Cicer arietinum (chickpea)
Lineage: Eukaryota; Viridiplantae; Streptophyta; Magnoliopsida; Fabales; Fabaceae
Source: RefSeq, a predicted model, not a curated record
GUGAGUUAAGGUUUGACUCUCCUUCGCAGCAAAAUUUAUAGGUUUUGUUUUUCUUUAAUUUUACAUCACAAAUUUGCCAAAUCUGAAUUCCAAUUCCAUACUCUAUUUCUCUUGCACUUCCUCUCUGAGCUUCAACUGCUUUUGCUUCUGAUUACUUAGGUAUAGAUGCUGGGAAAAGGUGUCUCGAGGGAGCACUUUCAGCCCCGGACAUGUUCCGGGAAGAAUUCAUCAAAAACUGGUCAGGCAAAAAGAGAUUUAGAGAAUAUUGUGUACAUUGACUUAGAUAGUGAUCAAUUUGAUGAUGUAGUAAUCCUAGAAGGUCCUGAGGUUGUUUCGAAAAAAUUGAAUGGAUCCAGUGGGCCAAGUAGAAACAGAACAUUGACACCUCAGAGUGUUAUAAGCAUUGAUGACGAUGAUGACGAUGGAAGUGAUGAUGUGGAUAAUCCUAGAGUUAAUGCUGAAGGUGUUGGAGAGUUGGAUAGUGAUGCCUCUUCAAGCAAAAGGUUUACUUCGGCCUCAAGUUCUGCGCGAAAUUCAGUACGCAUAGAUGUCGACGAUUGUGAUGUCUAUGAAAAAGAUUCUGCAUCUAAGAGGCAAAAAAGUAAGGGAGUAUUUUCUUCAAAGGCUUCUGAAAGAAAUUGUUAUGGUUUAUAUGGGUCUGAAAAUGAGUCAUCUGAUAGUGAUUGUUCUGAUUGUGAGCUUAUGGAGGAUCGUGAACAAUGGGAAAAGGUAUCGGCAAUGAAAAAGAGCCGUGUAUUUAAUGAUCAAUCUCGUCAUGAUGAGCAUGCCAGCUCUUCUGGUUUACAUAGUAAUGAUUACAUUAAUAUAGAAGUGAAAAAUAGGUCUGAAAAGCUUGGUAAAAGCCCUGCAUAUGGUCCUAGCAGUAGUAAAUAUGUCAAGGAGAAUCAAUCCUCCUUCACUGUUAAGGAUGAUAUUGGGCAUGGAGAAAGGACAACUAGAGAAAAAGCUCCUGCCUGUCCAAAGUCUAAAAAUUGUGAUUUCGGUAAUGGUAUUACUGGUUCUUCAAGGUUCACGAAAGAACUGGGUGAUGAAGAGUCUAAGUUUAUGAGCUCCAGCCAAGAUGAGCAUGACAGGAAAGUUGACAACUAUAAAACUCCAUUAAGGAGUAAAGAGUCAAAAUUUAUGAGCUCCAGCCAAGAUGAACAUACUGGGAAAGUUGACAACGAUAAAACUCCAUUGAGGAGUAAAGAGUCUAAAUUUAUGAGCUCCGACCAAGAUGAACAUGACAGGAAAGUUGACAACGAUGAAACUCCAUUGAGGAGUAAAUGUGACAAUAUAACUCCAUUGAGGAGUAAAUGUGACAAUAUUUCUGAAGGGAAUUCUAACAGUGCUUCUUUUGAUGAAAGGAAUUUUAAUGGUCAUGAGUUUGAGUUACAUACUCAAGAUGGUGGUAGUACCGCUUCCGAGGAGAGAAAUAUAAUUAAUGAAAGAGAAAAGCUUAAGGAGACCGAUGAAUAUAAACAAGCCAUGGAAGAGGAAUGGGCAUCCAGACAGAAACAACUGCAAAUUCAGGCAGAGGAAGCACAAAGAUUGCGUAAAAGAAAAAAGGCUGAAAGUAGUAGAGUGUUGGACAUGAAAAGAAAGCAAAAAGAACGCAUUGAAGAAAUGAGAGAGACGGAUAAGAAGGAUGAAGAAAUUAUGAACAUGAAAGAGAAACUGCGGGCUGAAAUACAGAAGGAGCUUAAUCAAUUGAAGAAUCAAUGCACAGAUAUGACCUCGCUACUUCGUAGCUUAGGAAUAAAUGUGGGUGAAAGUCGUACCGCUGUGCCCCACGAGGUGCAUGCUGCCUAUAAACGGGCUAUGUUUAAGUUCCACCCAGAUCGUGCAUCAAAAACUGAUAUUCGUGCACAGGUUGAGGCUGAGGAGAAAUGCAAGUUCAUCACGGCCAUGAAGGAGAAGUUUUUAUCAUUUUCAUAUCGCUAGAUAAAUUCUAACGUCGGAAUGGAUAUGGUAGGUGUUUUUAAUGUGAAGCGCCAAUGCUUCAUUGUUUUUUGUAUUAUUAUUUUUUUUUAUAUUUACUAUUUAGUCUUGCCUUCCUUCCCCCCAAAAUUUAAUGGUAGGAUUAUAGGUUAAAGAACUAGAACUUGUAAAGGUGAUAACUCGUUGGAAAUGUCAAAUUUUUUAAGAUGGAAUGUUAAUUGCAUCGUCUUGAUGUAUUCGGUACAUGUUAGUGUCAUAUUGAAGAACUGGGCUAGCAAAAAAGACUGACUGCAACAAAGGGACCUUCUACUAACAUGGCAACUGCUAUCCCCGCCCCAUUUUUUGUUAUUCAUAUCCCCCUCUAAUGUAUGCCCUUAUUUCUGCUUCUCUCCUACUGCUAGGUAUGUCAACAUGUACCCUCUACACGAAGAUUAUUUAGGAGGAUAAUAAUUUCCUCAAACCAUUUAAGCGUCGUUUGGUCUCUGUUAUGAAGAAUAUUACAAAAUUAUACUUAUUGUCUAAAUACUAUAUUACAGUUAUUGACA